AUGUCGCGCCACGGUCUUUCAGGGUGGAAAAAAAGUGUUUCCCGAUGUCGUCACUUCCGGCCUGCCGCGGAAAGAGUCCCCGGAUGCUGCAGCGCCGCUCCAGAGAGGCUCCAGAGGGAGGGCGGAGCCAAGUGAAGUGCCCGGAUGUUCCUCCAGCGAAGGGAGGAGGGAGGGCGGAGUCAAGUGCCCGGAUGGAUCGAAGAUGGCGGCGCGGGUGGCCCUGAGGAGGAGAGACUUUGCCGGAUCGGGUCUGGCUGUGGCCAAACGGGAGCCCCGGAGGAGCAAGAAGACGUAAGGGUCCGCCCCAAUCGAGGAGGAGCUGUCCCGGUGGCUGUGGAAACUGGGUUGCCCGCGAUGGCCGCCCUUCCCGGGAAGCGCAGCUGGCAGCAGGCCUGGCCGGAGGAGGAGGGCGACCGGGAGCACGGCCUCUACAGCCUGCACCGCAUGUUCGACAUCGUGGGCACCCACCUGACCCACCGCGACGUCCGGGUGCUCUCCUUCCUCUUUGUGGACGUCAUCGACGACUACGAGCGGGGCAUGAUCCGCAGCGGGCGGGACUUCCUGCUGGCGCUGGAGAGGCAGGGCCGCUGCGACGAGACCAACUUCCGGCAGGUGCUGCAGCUCCUGCGCAUCAUCACCCGCCACGACCUGCUGCCCUACGUCACGCUCAAGCGCCGGAAGGCCGUCUGUCCGGACCUCGUCGACAAGUAUUUAGAAGAGACCUCCAUCCGCUACGUGACGCCGCGAGCCCAUAGUGGCGCCAAACAGGUCCCUGCCCAUCAACACAAAUCUGUGCCUGCCCACCACCCGCUGGUCUGCUGCUCCUCUUCGGGGCCCCAAAUCUGUCCCAAGAGGUCCGGGCGGGGAAGGGCCCUCCUCAGUAACCAGCGGAAAAGAAGGAAGUCGGUGACGCCGGACCCGAAGGACAAACAGACGUGCGACAUCCGCUUGCGGGUGCGGGCCGAGUACUGCCAGCACGAGACGGCCCUGGAGGGCAACGUCUUCUCCAACAAGCAGGACCCACUGGAGCGGCAGUUUGAGCGCUUCAGCCAGGCCAACACCAUCUUGAAGAGCCGGGACCUGGGCUCCAUCAUCUGUGACAUAAAGUUCUCGGAGCUGACCUACCUGGACGCCUUCUGGCGCGACUACAUCAACGGCUCGCUGCUGGAGGCCCUGAAGGGGGUCUUCAUCACGGACUCCCUCAAGCAGGCGGUGGGCCACGAGGCCAUCAAGCUCCUGGUCAACGUCGACGAGGAGGAUUACGAGGUGGGGCGCCAGAAACUCCUGCGGAACUUGAUGCUCCAGACGGCCCCUUGAACGGCAGCCGGCUGUUCUCCCCCCUUCCCUUUCGUCCUCUCGGAUGGAUUUUUUAAUUAUUUUUUCCUCCCCCCUUUGCAAAAAAAAAAAAAACCCACAACAAGGAGAAAAGAACCACGGAAACCAACCCAACCUCCUUCCAUGAUGUCUCCUUCGAGACCUUAUGUGAGGGAUACGUGCUACUAUUGCUGGUUUUGCUUUUCGGUUGGAAAAAAAAAAGGGAGGCAGGGAAACGUCCGGAAGGCCCUGUUCUGUUUCCUCGAGUCUACUUUCCCUGUCGGCCAUUUUGAAAGUCAACCGGAGGCAGGGAAGCACCCGGAAGGUGUUACUUUAUAAACAAGAAGGAAAAGUUACAUACGUUUGUAUCCCUGUCCGCCAUUUUGAAAGUCAACCGGAGGCAGGGAGGCACCCGGAAGGUGUUACUUAACACCCAGAAGGAAGGAAAAGUUACAUAAGUUGGUAUCCCUGUCCGCCAUUUUGAAAAUCAAUAGGAGGCAAGGGAUUUUCCGGAAGGGCCCAUUGCCUAGAUUUACUUUGGUCUCCUUUCCCUGUCGGCCAUUUUGAAAGUCAACCUGAGGCAGGGAAACACCUGGAAGACCCCAUUACUGAAGUUCCUUUCCCUGUCGGCCAUUUUGAGAAUCAAUGGGAGGCAGGGGAACUUCCAGAAGAGCCCAUUGCCUAGAUUUAUUUUGGUCUCCUUUCCUUAUCGGCCAUUUUGAAGGUCAACUGGAGCCAGAGAAACACCCGGAAGGCCCCAUUGCCUAACUUCCUUUCCCUGUCGGCCAUUUUGAAGGUCAACUGGAGGCAGGGAAACACCCGGAAGACCCCAUUACCGAAGUUCCUUUCCCUGCCAGUCAUUUUGAGAAUCAACGGGAGGCAAGGGAACUUCUGGAAGGGCCCAUUGUAUAGAUUUAUUUUGGUCUCCUUUCCCUGUUGGCUAUUUUAAAGGUCAACUGGAGCCAGGGAAACACCCGGAAGGCCCCAUUGCCUAACUUCCUUUCCCUAUCGGCCAUUUUGAAGGUCAACAAGAGGCUGGGGAACUUCCAGAAGGGCCUAUUGCCUAGAUUUAAUUUGCUCUUCUUUCCCUGUCAGCCAUUUUGAAAGUUAACCAGAGGCAGGGAAACACCCGGAAGGCCCCGUUGCCUAACUUCCUAUCCCUGUUGGCCAUUAUGAGGAUCAACGGGAGGCAGGGGAACUUCCGGAAGGGCCCAUUGCCUAGAUUUAUUUUGGUCUCUUUUCCUGUUGGCCAUUUUGAAAGUCAACCAGAGCCAGGGAAACACCCGGAAGGUCCCGUUGCCUAACUUUCUUUCCCUGUCGGCCAUUUUGAGAAUCAACGGGAGGCAGGGGAACUUCCGGAAGGGCCCAUUGCCUAGAUUUACUUUGGUCUCUUUUCCUGUCGGCCAUUUUGAAAGGCAACCAGAGGUAGAAAAACACCCGAAAGAUCCCAUUAGUCAAGUUCCUUUCCCUGUCGGCCAUUUUGUAAAUAAGUGCAAGGCAGGAAUGCUUCCGAAAGGCCCCAUUGUCUGUAAUCUCUAUUGAAAAUAAGUGGAAAUGUAGGGAAAAGCCUGGAAGGCCUCGCUGCCUCUCUGGUUUCACUAGGUCUCUUUUCCCUGUUGGCCGUUUUGAAGAAGAAUAAGAGAGAGAGAGAGAGAGAACUUUAGGAGGCCCCAUUGUCAGCCAUUUUGAAGCUCAGUUAGGAAGCAGGGAUUCUUCUGGAAGGUCCUGCAGCCUCUUAAGGUUGCCCGGGUUGCCCUUUCCUGGUUGGCCAUCUUGAAAAUCGGGAAACGGGGAAACUUCUGGAAGAUUUCCUUAGGCCUUUCCCUGUUGUCCAUUCUGAAGAGCGAUGGCAGAGGGAGAACUUCCAGAAAGCUCCAUGGUUAGCCAUUUUGAAGAUCAGUGGGAGGCAGGGCAGGGAUACUUCGGCAAGGUCUCCCAAGGUCUUCCCCAUCGGCCAUUUUGAAGAACGACAGGAGACAGAGAACUAAGAGUAGGUCUCAUUGUCGGCCAUUUUGAAAAUCAGUGGGAGGUAGGGAAACUUCCAGAAGGUUUCCUGAGGUCUUCUUUCCCUGUUGGCCAUUGUGAAGAGUGAUGGGAGGGUGAGAACUUCUGGAAGUCCCCAUUAUUGGCCAUUUUGAAAAUAGAUGGGAGACAGAGAUACUUCUGGAAGGUUUCCUGAGGCUGCCUUUUCCUUUCAGCCAUUUUGAAAAGGGCAAAAACUUCCAGAAGGCCCUGUUGUUGGCCAUUUUGAAGCUCAUCAAGAGGAAGGGAUACUUUCCCAAGACCUUCUUUCCUUGUCGGCCAUUGUGAAGAGUGACGGGAGGGUGAGAACUUCUGGAAGGCCCUAUUGUCAGUCAUUUUGAAAAUUGACGGGAGGAAGGGAUACUUCUGGAAAGUUUCCCGAGGCUGCCUUUCCCUGUCAGCCAUUUUGGAGAGGGAGUAAACUUCCGAAAGGCCCCGUUGUUGGCCAUUUUGAAAAAUGACAGGAGAUGGAGAUACUUCCAGAAGGUUUCCUGAGGUCGCCUUCCCCGUCAGCCAUUUUGAAGAGGGAGAAAACUUCCAAAAGGCCCCGUUGUCGGCCAUUUUGAAAAUUGACAUUAGGCAGGGAUACUUCCAGAAGCUUUCCCGAGGCCGCCUUUCCCUGUCGGCCAUUUUGAAGAGAUAGAAAGCUUACGAAAGGCCCCGUUGUUAGCCAUUUUGAAAAUUGACAUUAGGCAGAGAUACUUCCAGGUUUUCCAAGGCCACCUUUCCCUGUUGGCCAUUUUGAAAAGGGGGAAAACUUCCAAAAGGCCCUGUUGGCCAUUUUGAUAAUUGACGGGAGGCGGGGAUCCUUCAGGAAGGUUUCCCAAAGCUGUCUUUCCUGUCGGCCAUUUUGAAAAGGGGGAAAACUUCCGGAAGGCCCCAUUGUUGGCCAUUUUGAAAAUUGACGGGAGGUGGGGGUAAUUCCAGAAGGUUUCCCGAGGCCGUCUGUCUCUGUCGGCCAUUUUGAAGAGCCUUGGCCCUGUGUCGUCUUCCCUUGUGCCGUCUCUCUCACUCCGUUUUGAUUUCUUCUUCCUGCCGCCUCCCAAAAUCGAAUAAGACUAUUUUGAGGUUGAAAAAAAAAAAGAUUCAUGGAAUCCCAAGAAACAAACCCGAACUUGUGACAGGGAACAUGUCGUGCCAGUGUAUUAUCAUUAUGAUUAUGAUUAAUUUUUCCUUUGAAGCUGUGAGUUUUGGCGGCAUUUUCAGCACCGCCGAGAGCCCGAACCUGCUCAGAAAGAGACUCCGAAUCCCAUCGGGUGGAUUUGUAUGCAAUCGAGGCAUUGCACCCGGCCCCGUUUUGGCGACGCUCCCGAAGCCACAUUUACCCCCUUUUGUCCCGUCCAUUUCGUGUGCCUUUUCUUCCCUCCGUUCGAGGGAGCCUCGGCCCUCCAAAGACGACAAAGGAACGCCCCUCGGGGGGUACAAUUACGUAUACGGCGUCGGAGUCAAAAAAAGACCCAAAUGUUACAUUUCGGGGGGAUUAUUCACUCAGUUCUUCCUUUUUCCUUGGAUUGGAAUCGCUCGGAAAUCGUCCAAAAACGGCAUCCCGAUUCGUGCCGAAUUUUCUGUUUCCCGUCUUGGUUUUUCAAGAUAGGUUUUCCGGAGCCACUGUUAAGACGUUUCGAAUUGUUCUCUCCCGUUGUGGAUAAGGAAUUAUUUUAGGAAAGUUUACCAAACAGGUCGUUUUUCUUUACUCCCCCCUCCCUCCCCCAAAGACAGUAUUGGCUCCAUCCAAAAAUUCCCGGGGCUCCCAUUUGUUCGUGUGCAUUUGAAAGGGGAACACUAGUACCUUAUUGGAAACUAAUUCGGGGAUUUAAAAAAACGAAACAAAACCAAACCCACGGUCUGUUCCAUGAUCCUAAACUGAUCUUUGUAAAGUAUUGUUUUCUUCUUUUUGGAAAAAAUAUAUAUACCACCACCCUGCAAUGA
Molecule: messenger RNA, 5265 nt
Organism: Anolis sagrei ordinatus
Lineage: Eukaryota; Metazoa; Chordata; Lepidosauria; Squamata; Anolidae
Source: RefSeq, a predicted model, not a curated record